AUGCAAGAAGAUACAGUGGCUGAGAUGUCUGGCCGUGAACGACCCAGCCGCUGGCGGUUUUGGGCGAAGAAGGAGUCGGGUAUACCCCGUCAGGUUUGGACAGAUGAGAAUCAACAAGGACAGGAAGAGGAGGGAAGAGAACAUGGACAUGGGCCACGAUCGAUCACUGCAUCUAUUCGCCGUCUAUCGUCCUCGACGUACACACGGCAAGCGCCGUGUGCUUCUGAAGAGUACGAUGCAGAGGGUGCCAUUGGCCCAGAAGCUGAUAUAGAAAAACUGGGCAGACAGCGGCCAGCUGUUUUCAAAAAUUUUGCCGCGGAGGUCGCGUUUUGUUUUUCUAUUGUCAUGUCUCAAGUGUUAACGGAAUAUUUUAUAUCCGGAUUUAAUGUCAUAAUACCGAGGCUGAUUGACGAAUUCGAUAUUCCCGAUGCCUCUGCUGUGUGGCCGGCCAGUGCCUUUCCGCUCGUGGUAGCUUCCACGCUUCUUAUCUCUGGGCGUCUAGCGGACAUGAUAGGCGGCUACUACAUGUAUGUGGGUGGUAUGGGCUGGCUGUGUAUCUGGUCAGUGAUUGCUGGCUUCUCGAAAAACCGAAUCAUGCUCAUCUUAUGUCGAGCACUGCAAGGCCUUGGUCCGGCAGCCUACUUGCCGUCCGGAAUGAUGUUGUUGUCGAUCGUGUAUCGGCCUGGUCCACGGAAGAAUCUGGUAUUCAGUGUCUACGGAACCUGUGCGGUUUUCGGGUUCUUCGUGGGGAUCUUCUGUUCGGGGUUGGCUGCUCAAUAUCUCGCCUGGCAGUGGUAUUUUUGGAUCGGCGCCAUCCUCGCCGCCAUUACGACCGCGAGUUCUUUCUUCUUCGUCCCUUCUGAUGCUGCCGAGAGGAGGAAACAGGGUGUUAAGAUGGACUACCUGGGGGCAAUACUCAUUGUUGUGGGUCUAACGCUCUCCGUGUUUGCCAUUACAGAUAGCGCCCAUGCAUCCGACGGAUGGAGGACGCCGUAUAUUUACGUCUGCUUCAUUAUCGGAUGCGUGGUUUUGGCUGGAGCGGUCUAUGUUGAAGGAUGGGUUGCUGAGUGGCCGUUAUUACCGUUCGACCUGUUCGAUGCACCGUAUAUGAAGGCAAUGGUGAUGGCACUGCUCUUCUUUUAUGGAUGUUUGGGAGUAUUUCUGCUCUACGGAACUUUAUACAUGGUGCACAUUAUGGGCGCCACAUCUCUACAGGUCGUCGCUUGGUGUACCCCGAUGGUGGUGGGCGGCUUUGCGUUUCCCAUCAUGGUCGGAAUAUGUCUUCACCUGGUCUCCGGAACAGUUCUCCUUAUCGUCUCCGGCAUAGGCUGGAUAUUAGCAGGCCUUCUUUUUGCAAUAAUGCCCGACGGUGCAAGCUACUGGGCAUAUGCUUUCCCCGCAAUGAUUGGUGCCACUCUCGGCAUCGACGUUACAUUUAACAUCACCAACAUCUUCAUCACUACAAGUCAACCAAAACAUCGCCAGGGGUUAGCUGGUGCUCUAAUAAAUUCUGUCUUAUUUUUGAGUAUUGCAGUGCUACUUGGAUUUGCAGAUGUUGCACAGGUAGCGACUGUGGGACAAGGAAGAAAGAAGAGCUACCAGGUUGUCUUUUGGUUUAAUACCGCUUGUGCGAGUGUCGCGCUGUUGAUUAUUGUACUGUUUGUCAGAGUUAAUCCGGCAUCGAGCGAUUUGACCGUUGACGAAAAGAAGAGGCAGCAUGAAUUAACCCAGGUACAACCGCAGCCUCAGGAAGUGCUACAUCAGGACCAGAGCGGGGACCCAGCUGAAUUAUCUCCCAGGCAUCAAAAUCCAACUCCCUCAUAA
Arthroderma uncinatum is the source of this 1824-nucleotide messenger RNA. Its product is annotated as drug resistance protein. The transcript is spliced from 3 exons. Gene Ontology annotation, biological process: transmembrane transport. NCBI's taxonomy places the organism in Eukaryota, Fungi, Ascomycota, Eurotiomycetes, Onygenales, Arthrodermataceae. The coding region runs from base 1 to 1824 and encodes 607 amino acids. The record is from RefSeq and is a predicted model, not a curated record. Gene Ontology annotation, molecular function: transmembrane transporter activity. Gene Ontology annotation, cellular component: membrane.